Messenger RNA from Eremothecium gossypii ATCC 10895, 6465 nucleotides. It is a transcript of the gene BRR2, whose product is annotated as ATP-dependent RNA helicase BRR2. The record is from RefSeq and is marked provisional. Lineage: Eukaryota; Fungi; Ascomycota; Saccharomycetes; Saccharomycetales; Saccharomycetaceae. Gene Ontology annotation, cellular component: nucleus. Bases 1 to 6465 code for a protein of 2154 amino acids. The transcript has a single exon. Gene Ontology annotation, molecular function: nucleic acid binding; ATP hydrolysis activity; ATP binding.
AUGACAGAGCGUGAAUUAGCUGGCCAUAAAGGAAGCAUGUCUGAAAAUGCAUAUGAUGAAAGAAAGAGAAAGAUACGCGAAGUUUAUCGCUACGAUGAGAUGUCCAGUAAGGUCCUUCGUGCGGACAGACGACUGCAAGAGAAUACUAGUGACCCAAUGAAAGACGCGGCUCUCUCGCAGCCGCGGUCGAUGGCCGGUAAAAUAUCAGUGAAAGAGAUGGGCCAGCGGAGCGCUGGCACAGUGCCCGAGGAGGAAAGGGAACGAGCUGUACGAGAGAUUGCGAGGAAAGAGGUCGGCAAACGUGCCGCUGUCGCACCAAGGGACCGCGGUCGUGCAAGUGUGCUAUCGCAUGAUAUUGAGUCGUUGAAAUACUAUCCAAGCACUGAGCAGUCCCGUGCAGCGUACGAAGAUAUCUUGGGAUGGGUGUCCGCCCUGCUGGGGGACGAUCUGCCGCGCGCAGUAAUCUUGAGCGCGACAGAUUUGGUGAUACAGCUAUUAAAGGAAGACGAGGCGACGUCGGAUCAUGAUAUGAAGGCGAAGAAGGAGCUGCUAGAACGCGACCUGGCGACUUCAAUAGCGCCUAGUGAGUUCCACGAAUUGGUGAAUAUGUCGAAGCGCAUACAGGACUAUACGGAGGGCCAGAUGAUGCAGCGGGAUGAAUCACUGCCAGUAGGGGAAGAUAGCGAACCGGAAGAAGACGAACCCGAAAACCCACUGCUUGCUCAAAUAGAAGUGGAAGAAGAGGAAGCUGAUGUUGGUGACUUAGAUGAUCUUGGGAGGGAAAAUCAGACCGAUCAGCCCGGCGAUAGCACAGGUGAUAUAUUAGAAUUCCAAGGCACAAAGGCCACAAAGCAUAGCGAUCUGGAUCUAUCCAUGGUAGACGAGCAUUAUGUUGAUCGCAAGCUUGCAGAAGUGACGGGCACACCUAUGGAAAACGUACGAGCAAUAACUGCAGAUGUCUUGAAAAGUUUGGAAGCAGAGGUCGAAGAAAAUGAAUUAAAAGCGGCACUUGGGCGAGCUAUAGGCCCUCAAUAUGAAGAUCUAAUAGCUCAUAUCCUCAAUAAUCGGCACGUGCUGCGUUGGGGAAGCAGGCUUGCGCGGGCUGGAAAAACCGAGGUGGAUACGAUUCUAGCGCAGAUGUCCUCUAGUGGCCAAUCAACGUUAGCCGAGGAGUAUCGCAGGGCUUUACACACUGGGAAACGUCGGAGCAGCGUUGUCGAAGCUGUGGAUUCGCCGCAUAAGAGCGAAAAGAAACCAAAGUUUUCUCUCUCAGAAGAUGAUAAUCUUCUGGAUCUGAGUGCUCUGACAUUUGAACAGGGUUCGGCGCUUUUGACAAGCACAAAAGUUUUGUUACCGGACAACUCAUUUAAGAGGAUAAAGUCUACUCAUGAAGAGAUACAUAUUCCUGCUCCUCCAAAACCAGUAGAUAAUUUCCCACUGGUUUCUAUCAGUUCCUUAGUUGAUUGGGCACAGAAGUCAUUUCCAACAGCGGAAACGAAAACUUUGAAUCGCAUACAGUCAGAAGUCUACCCUAUCGCAUUUGGCACAGAUAAAAAUAUGCUUCUCUGCGCCCCAACUGGUGCCGGUAAGACAAAUGUUGCGGUACUUGCCAUCCUUCGUUUGUUAUCAAAAUAUUACAAGGCAGAGACUAAGUCAUUCAACACAUCUAAGUUCAAGGUCGUUUAUAUUGCGCCAUUGAAAGCGCUGGUCCAGGAGCAAGUUCGGGAAUUUCAAAGGAGGUUGCAACAGUAUGGCUUGAAAGUAGCCGAACUUACAGGCGAUUCUAACUUAACUAGACAGCAAAUUAUGGAAGCUCAGAUUUUGGUCUCUACACCCGAAAAGUGGGAUGUUAUAACAAGAAAUGGGUUGAACAGGCACUAUACAAAACUGGUUCAACUGCUGAUUAUCGAUGAAGUACAUUUACUGCAUGACGAAAGAGGGCCGGUGAUAGAAAGUAUCGUUGCACGUUUGGAAACACAAGGCUCAACCGAGACCAGGGUUGUAGCCCUUUCUGCUACCCUACCUAACUAUACAGAUAUUGCUGAAUUCCUGCGAGUUCCAUCUGACGGUUUGUUCUACUUUGAUGCGUCUUUCAGGCCAUGCCCACUUGCUCAGCAGUUCUGCGGUAUAACUGAAACAAAUUCUGUUAAGAGAGUGAAUGCAAUGAACCAGGUAUGUUAUGAAAAGGUCUUGGAAUCUGUUGCUGAAAACCAUCAGGUAAUAGUAUUUGUUCAUUCCCGGAAAGAUACCGCUAGAACUGCCAUAUGGUUAAGGGAUAAACUACUUGAAGAGGACAAGAUAAGCAGUUUCGCUCCACAGGAUGCGGGCUCUGCGGAAAUCUUGAAGAGAGAAACUGAGAAUAUAACGGACAAAAGCUUUGGUGAUGUUGUACAACAUGGUUUCGGUAUACAUCACGCUGGUCUAUCAAGAGAUGACAGAUCUUUGGCCGAAGAUCUUUUUGCUGACGGUUUGAUAAAAGUAUUAGUAUCCACUUCCACCCUUGCCUGGGGUGUUAAUUUACCUGCCCAUACUGUUAUCAUUAAAGGAACAGAGAUGUAUUCUCCUCAGAAGGGUUCAUGGGUUUCUCUUUCCUCUCAGGAAGUUUUGCAGAUGCUUGGCAGAGCAGGUAGGCCACGUUAUGAUACGUUCGGUGAGGGCAUUAUAAUAACAAACCAAUCGAAUAUUCAUUACUUCUUGGCAAUUUUGAAUCAACAGCUACCAAUAGAGUCCCAAUUUAUUAGCAAAUUGCCGGAUAAUGCCAAUGCCGAAAUUGUACUUGGCACAGUCAAAAAUAGGAUCGACAUUGUUGACUGGCUUGGUAACACGUACCUUUACGUGCGAAUGCUCAAAGAUCCUAAGCUUUACAAGGUAGCAGAUGAAAUUGAAACCGAUGCUGCACUUUUAUCUUAUAGGGAGAGGUUGGCACAUGCUGCUCUUCGCUUGCUACAUGAAAACAACCUAAUUGUGUACAACCCGGUCACUGGUGAUGUACAAUCGACAGAUUUGGGUAGGAUUGCGUCCCAAUAUUAUAUUAGCUACACUACAAUUGCGACUUACAAUGGUGAGCUAAAUAUGCAUCUUGACCAAAUGGAUAUAUUACGCCUUUUCGCAAAAUCAGAUGAAUUUAAAUAUGUCUCCGCCAGACAGGAAGAGAGGAAUGAACUCGCAAAUCUACUCGAGCGAGCUCCAAUUCCUAUUCAAGAGGAUAGCUCUAGCCCUUUAGCGAAGGUAAAUGUUCUAUUACAGUCCUAUAUUUCCCGCCUAAAAUUAGAUGGAUUUGCUCUCAACGCGGACAUGAUAUAUAUCACGCAGAAUGCUGGUAGAAUAUUCAGGGCUUUGUUUGAAAUAUCCCUUCGCAAGGGUUGGUCACGAUUGUUGAAAGUUAUACUAAAUCUAUGCAAAUCCAUUGAAAAGAGAAUGUGGCUCAUAAAUACUCCAUUCAGACAAUUCCCUAGUUGUCCAAUUGACGUCAUACGCAGAACCGAAGCUUCAUCGUUACCAUGGAUUGAGUACUUAGCGUUGGAUUCUCCAGCGGAAGUUGCGCAAGCUAUCCGGUCGGAGAAGUAUGGUAAAGCCGCAUAUGAUUUGCUGAAAAAGUUCCCCAAGUUAAAAAUUGAGUGUUCCGUUCAACCAAUAACUCCUAGUCUGCUAAAGUUUAGUCUUGAGGUAAAUGCUGACUGGGAUUGGGAUUCCAGGCUUCAUGGCUACGCAGAAACCUUCAUACUUUUGGUUGAGGAUACUGAUGGAGAAAGUAUUCUUCAUACCGAUAAAUUGACCAUCUAUAAAGAUAAUUCUGGAGAACCUCAUUUAAUGGAUUUUUCUGUUCAGUUGGAUCAUUCUAAACAGAUUAACCUUCCUCCAAAUUACUUUAUUUCCUUAAUCUCCGAUAAAUGGUUACAUUGCGACAAUAAGGUGCCCGUGGUGCUUACAGAUAUACAUCUACCGAGAAAAUUUCCGCCACACACUCGUAUAGAAGAAAGAAAUUUGAUUGAAACUUCUGAGCUAGAUCCGACGUUCAGUGGACUCUUCCCAUUUAAGGUUUUCAACAAAUUCCAAACUCAUGUGUUUAAUGCCUUGUACCAUACCGAUGAAAAUGUAUUUAUUGGAGCUUGUAAGGGCUCGGGUAAAACUGCAAUGGCAGAAUUAGCUUUAUUGAGUCACUGGAGAGAUGGUAAGGGACGUGCCGUCUAUAUAUGUCCAUCUCAGGAGAAAAUUGAUUUUCUGGUGAAGGAUUGGCGAAACAGAUUUUUAAAUGUGGCAGGUGGAAAGGUUAUUAAUAAACUCACAUUGGAAUUAACUAACAAUCUUCGAACGCUAGCCCAGUCGCAUUUAAUCUUAGCGACUCCAGAGCAGUUUGACCUGCUUUCUCGUCGCUGGAAAAGAAGAAAAAACAUUCAGACAUUAGAGCUGUUGAUUCUAGAUGAUCUUCAUAUGAUCAGUAGUGACUUGCCUGGCGCAAGGUAUGAAAAUAUAAUAUCCAGAAUGCUGUUCAUUCGGGGUCAACUUGAAACGGCCUUGCGUAUAGUCGGUUUAUCUACCUCCCUCGCUAAUGGUCGCGACGUUGGAGAGUGGCUCGGAGCUAAAAAAGCUACAAUUUUUAAUUUCUCCUUUCACGAAAGGGUUAUGCCCUUACAGAUCCACUUACAAUCGUUUCAUAAGAUGCAUGAAGAGUCUUUAAUUGAGACUAUGGCCAAAUCGGCCUUCCUGACGGUACAAAACUCUGUGAUAGCUGGCUCAAGUGUUAUGCUUUUUGUUCCAAGUAGGAAAAAUUGUGUUCAUAUUUCUGUCCUACUUGCAACUGCCGCUGCGGGAACGGAAUAUUCCUUGCGUCCUCAAAAGUUAGGUUUGGAGACCCAUUUACCUAAGGUAGAAGAUGGAAACUUGCGUGAGUCGCUAAAGCAUGGUAUCGGUUUCUUUUAUCACGGAAUGUCUUCUUCUGAUAAGGCUAUUGUGGAACAAGCUUGGAAACAAAAGUUGAUUUUAUGUAUUGCUAUUACUAGAGAUCUCUGCGUAAUGGCACCGUUUGCGGAAACAGUGAUUAUUAUGGGUACACAAUAUUAUGAGCCCCGAGAGCAUCGUUACGUUAAUUAUCCUGUGGCGGACGUUUUAGAAAUUGUCGGUACCGCUCAAGGGAAUGCUGACUAUCCAGGGAAGGUAAUACUAAUGACGACACACGACAUGAAAGCAUAUUAUAAAAAUUUUUUAAACGAGUCCUUACCUACCGAGAGCUAUAUGCUCUACUACCUGCAUGACGGGCUCAUUAACGACAUUGCUACAUCAGUAAUUGAGAGUAAACAAGAUUGCGUCGAUUGGAUCACCUUUACCUACUUCUAUAGAAGAAUACAUGCGAAUCCAAGCUUCUAUGGGGUAAAGGAUACCUCACCAUUGGGAAUAUCCGCCUAUUUGACUGGCCUAGUUCAAGAUACGCUUGAUGACCUAGUUGAUUCAUCUAUUAUUGAAAUAACUAAUCCAAAGGAGGACGAGAACGAGGACGAGCAAAUUUUGCCUCUGAAUGGUUGUAUGAUAAGUUCCCAUCACAAUGUUAGUUUUCAAACAAUGCACAUGUUCAUGCAAUCCCUCUCCAGAAGCACGAAGUUGAAGUCUAUCAUAGAAAUAUUGGCAUCUGCCUCAGAAUAUGAGGACAUUCCUAUGAGGCAAGAAGAUUAUGAUAUUUUGCGGAAGAUACAUGCAAAUCUACCGUAUCAGUUUUCCGCUGGUGUACAAAAUGAGUUACCUUCAUUUAAGGUAUUUGUUCUAUUGCAGACCCAUUUUUCUCGCAUCAAGUUAAACAAGGAAUUGACCGCAGACAUGAAUAAUAUACUAGCCAUCGCAGUUCCUUUGGUCAAUGGUAUUACAGACAUACUUUCUGGAGAUGGUCGGCUGAGUGCUACUACAGCCAUGGAUUUGUUACAGAUGUUGAUCCAAGGCUGUUGGGACACAGAUAGUCCGUUGGUACAGGUGCCUUCUUUUAAUAAACAGAUUCUCAAGAAGUGUGCAGAAUACAAAGUUGAGACAGUAUAUGAUAUUAUGGCAUUGGAAGAUGACGAAAGGGAUAAUAUUUUAUCCCUUCCAAUGGAGGAAUUGAAUAAAGUCGCUUUGUUUGUUAACAGUUACCCAAACAUAGAAUUACAUUACGAAAUGGAUUCUUCUGUCCCGGUACUUGCAAACGAACCCCAACAGAUUAGGGUUACUGUCACCAGGGAUGAAGAACCUGAAUCGCUGGCUGUAGUUUCGGAGCGUUUCCCUCAUGAAAAACUGGAAAAUUGGUGGAUAUUUGUGGGUGAGACAGCAACUCGGCAACUAUACUCUAUCCGCAAGGUCGCACUUUCCAAGGAAUCACAGACUUACACUUUGGACGUAGCAAUCCCUAAUUCAGGAAAACAUGUGAUUACUGUCUGGUGUAUCUGUGAUUCCUAUGUGGACGCUGACAAGGAGGUUUCUUUCGAAGUAUAUGUCCAGCCUUAG